AAUGCUAUUGGCAGUAGAAACAAUCUAAAGUGUCACAGCUCGAAGUUCAGCCUGCACGAUGUCGUGGUUUACUUCUUUGUUCACGUCAACAAGCCAGCCGACAGCCUCUCCCGCUGCAGCACCAUCCAGCGACAAGCGGCUGCUUGAAGAGCCCGCACCGAAACCUGCACCUGUUGCUGAAGCUCCUCAACCACAACCACCUACCAUCCAUACACCUCAGACAGAUAGGCCGAACAGGAGCACGGUCAUCUUCGGUGCCGGUAUCGCCUUCUUUGCCUUUUCCCUUCUCAUCACGCGGAGAACCUUCGCUCGAAAACGCCUGGCAACCCCAGCUUUCUACGCCAAUGCUCCGGGACAUCAGGCAGAACAGGCGAAGCAAGUCAGCGCUCCCAUGGAGGCUCUGGAAGCUUUGAACAUUGCCACAGUCAAUGUGCUCAGUUUGUCUAUGGUGGCUGCAGGAGGGACAAUGUGGUGGUUCGACAUCAAUAGUAUGGCCGACGCCAGGAGAGUCUUGCGAGGAGGACUAGGUGUUGACGGGACCGGCAAGUCUGAGACAGACGCAGAGGAGGAUUUUGAAGAGUGGAUGGCAACGGUGCUGGCCAGAAAGGACGCAAAAGGCCCCCAGAAACCACAAAAGAAUGAACGAGGACAGGAGAGAUGAUUCAGCUGCCACCACGAUGAUGAUACUCAGCUUGUGAGUGUGGGCACAAGUUACGAGGCCGAUAUCAUGUUGCACCUUUGGGCUCCUUUGCAAUGUCGGGGAUCCGCGUGCUUUUCAUGCAUCCUACCAAUCUACGCCGACUUUGCUGGUGAAUGUGCCACCGCCUUAAGUGAAGAACACACAAUUCCAAGGUCACGAGGUCGCAAUCUUCACUGAUUCCAAAACCGCACAAACCAUCGUGCGCUAUGGACAAAACUCCAUUGAC
Messenger RNA from Exophiala viscosa, 926 nucleotides. RefSeq lists its product as uncharacterized. Gene Ontology annotation, cellular component: mitochondrion. The record is from RefSeq and is a predicted model, not a curated record. Bases 59 to 661 code for a protein of 200 amino acids. The transcript has a single exon. Lineage: Eukaryota; Fungi; Ascomycota; Eurotiomycetes; Chaetothyriales; Herpotrichiellaceae.